GAAGAGACCAGUUUCUAUAUCACUGCUUGGUGCAUAGUUCAUAUAGAAUGCCUAGGAUACCAAGGAUUGUGCCAUGGUCUUCCUACCAAGAGCUUGAAGAUGUCUACAACAUGUUAUACUUUGAUGGGCCAGAAGCUGAAUAUCGACGAGAUCUUGGAGUCCAAAGAGUCAAAGCAUGGAAGAGUCGAGGCAAAGUACCGCAUGCAAUUCAAAUGACAGCCAACUUCAUAGAAGUACAGCUUCGAGACCAAUUUGCUGUAGGACCUGCCAGGAUAAGUCAACAUGAACUACGACUUAUGUAUACGAUGUCUUUUGUUCGUUUUGUCAAUGGUAUAGUCGAUCCUGCUCAGAAAGGACAAUUCGCUGUGUCUGUCAGUGUUCUUGCCGAACGACUACAGCUGCCAUUGUGGUUCGUAGAACUCAGACAUGCUGGAACCCACGAAUAUCUUCCAAGCCUACAGGUGCUACGAAACGGGUGUAGACAGGCUCUUAUGUGGCUACAUGAUUUUUAUUGGAUGGUUGCUCUAAAACCAGAUGGAUCUGCCCCUCUUACGAAAAGCAGUAUGGGCAAAAUAAGAGAUAUGCUUGGAGCCUACAAGGAUGCGCGAAAGAAGCAACUAAAAGAAAUGCGGACCAUAAAAAGCACCGAAUCACGCGAAUGCAGUAAGGCUAUCAAGAAGAUAGUUACAAGCAUCUCAACAGAUGUUAUCCGCGAUGGAUUGAUACCCGUUCUAAUCGAUAUCGGUGGCAUUGUGCCCGCUGGUAAAAAAAAACGUCCAACUACUAAAGCGAUGUCUUUGUCGGAAGACCUGAUUGAUUUGUGGUCGCCACUACUCCGAAACUUGGACAUUAAUUUUGGGGCAUUUGCUGAGGAAUUCAUCGCAGCCUUAUUAGUUAAGCUAACAUUGGAAGAAGACAUUGGUAUCGACAAAAAUCUAAUUGGCCCAUUUCCAGCCUUUUUUGAUGCAGUGGACGAGACCGAUAAGAAUCCUGCUCACUCUAGUUCUACUUAUAUGGCAACUAUUGCUGCCUGGCUAAAAUACUUUAUCGAAACAAGUGCGAUUACCCAACACAAUGCGUCCAGCAGUAUUUUACAAGACGUUGUAGUUGAUGACAUUUUAGAGCAUUGUCUCAAAAACCCUAAUUUUUACACUCGACACUUGCUCACUGUUAUUAGCAACACCAAUCCAAAGUUAGGAGAAAGUAUCCAACCGUUCAUGAGCUAUAUUGACAAUGUUUUGAAUACUAGUCAGAAAAAACUUGCCUCAGUACCUGAGUUAAACGAGACGGAUAUGGAGGCAGAGCUCGAGCGCUUGAAUAAUCAUGUCAUGCAGACCAAACAAAUGGCGCUGGAGAACCAUAGUGAUAGGCAAGAUGUAGUCAUGUCAGAAUGCAACGCAAAUGGAUGGUCGCUUUACUCCGAGUCAAAAUGGAGCGCUUGCCCUCUAGGAUGCUUGCCAGACGGCACGGUGCCUAGAUUAGAGAUGCCUUUGGAGCUUGAUUUUGAGCCUGUGAUGCCAGAGAGAUUUGAAAAUUAGAGAGGCAUUUGCUUUAUUUGUAAUGUAAAAUACGCAAUACUUUUUUACAAGCCCAUCGAUACUCUACUCCUUCCC
This is a messenger RNA of Umbelopsis ramanniana AG, 1613 nucleotides long. RefSeq lists its product as uncharacterized. Gene Ontology annotation, molecular function: endonuclease activity. The transcript has 12 exons. Gene Ontology annotation, biological process: maturation of LSU-rRNA; maturation of 5.8S rRNA. The record is from RefSeq and is a predicted model, not a curated record. The coding region runs from base 48 to 1538 and encodes 496 amino acids. NCBI's taxonomy places the organism in Eukaryota, Fungi, Mucoromycota, Umbelopsidomycetes, Umbelopsidales, Umbelopsidaceae. Gene Ontology annotation, cellular component: preribosome, large subunit precursor; Las1 complex.